UUAAAAGGGAGGUGGGAUCACUUGACAGGAAUGCCUCAGAACUGUGAGAGUGGCCCAUGCAGCUGGGAGUGGAUACAGUGGGUUAACCUUAAUGCUGAAUGAGAGGGUGUGAGAGUGUGGGCCACAACUUCUUCACACACAACACUUUCAGAGAGCACAGGACUGAGAGAGAGAGAGAGAGAGAGAUAGAGAAAGGCAGAGAAAGAGAUGCUGCAGUAACACCACUGCUGGAGGGUGCUUGACCUCACACUUUGUGUUAAGUUAUAGACCAACACUCCGAAGCAGUGGAAGAGAAGUUUUGCGAGUGAGUGUGUGAUUUGUCAGGAUUGACUCCGCAAAAUGACGAUGUGUGUGUGAAAACAAACGCUAAAGUGGACGUUUCCCACACAGACUUGUGUCAGCGCCAGCCAGCUGCCUCACUGAGGGACUUCUGCUUUACACUGGGUGUGUGUGGUGGUGUUUGUGUGUGAGUGACUUCAAACCUUCAUUUCUGAUUCAGCAUGGAUCAACCAGCUAGCAGCUGCAUGCGGAGCUCUCAUCCUGGCAGUGCUCUUUGGGGAUGUGCCAGAGCCCCUCACCCUGCCAGUGUCUCCGGAGGCGGUCUACAGCCCUACCAGCAGGCCUCCUUCUCCCUGCAUCAGAAACCCGACUUCCUGGCCUACACAGACUUCUCCAGCUCGUGCCUGGUGCCAGCGCCUCACUCAUACCCACGAGACGAGAGACUGUACCAGGAGGCGCAAGGCGUAUACCAGCGGGCAGAGUGGCAGUUCAGCCCAUGUGAGCCACGUGGCAGGGGCCAGGAGCCAUGCCAUCCAGCUGCCGUGACAGUCGGAGCAGCCGGAGGAACAGACAUGGGCAGUGCAGGAGCAGACAGGCUGCCCGAGACAGUGACACCAGGGCUAGAAGGAGAUUACUCACCUCAGAGCAUAGCCACAACUGAUACAGAGAAGAAGAGCUGCAAGAGGAAACGAGAACUCACAGAUAUCCAGGACUCCGGAUUUAAGCCUGACUCAAACUGCAAGGCAAGGAAGGAAAGGACAGCCUUCACUAAGGAGCAGCUGAGAGAGCUGGAGGCUGAGUUCACUCAUCACAACUACCUGACCCGCCUGCGCCGCUAUGAAAUUGCCGUUAACUUGGAUCUCACCGAGAGACAGGUAAAGGUGUGGUUUCAGAACAGACGUAUGAAAUGGAAGAGGGUGAAAGGUGGUCAGCCUGCUUCCCCUCAUGACCUGGAAGCAGAUGAGUUGGAUUCUGCAGCCUCACCCAGCUCUGAGUGAUGACCUUGACUUCCACCUUCACUUAGAGACACAUCCAGGGAUCCCAGGCUGCUACAGAGGAGCCAUAAAUAUGAAACGAAAUUAACAUGAUGUCAGGUUUUCCACCAGUCUCUUCACACAUUCAGAUAAACUGUUUCAUGGAGGGAAUUUUUUUUUUGGAUGGACAGCAUUCUCAAGGGCCAUUGGUGUGGACAUGCUACUAAAGUGAAACUCACAUAUUUACAUUAUCCACUUACAAACUGUGAAAUUCAUACCAGAGAAUAUAUUUGUCAAACAUAAAUUUGAUCCAUAUUCAUUGUUCAAGUUGUGUUUAAUAGCUUUCACCUCCAGUGAUGACAGUGGCAGAUACAGUGGCAGAAGCUUGAAAGCCGCCAGUUACAGGAUCACAGGAUCCCUCAUAAUCUGAGGAUUGCUCAUCCGAUGCCAAUGCACCAGGCCCCAAUGUUACAUUUCUUUGUUUUUAUUAUAAGUCUUGCUGUCAAGUUGUUCUUAGAAUAUACUUUUUCUAUUGAA
Molecule: messenger RNA, 1790 nt
Organism: Pangasianodon hypophthalmus (striped catfish)
Lineage: Eukaryota; Metazoa; Chordata; Actinopteri; Siluriformes; Pangasiidae
Gene: meox1
Product: mesenchyme homeobox 1
Exons: 3
Coding region: 501-1277 (258 amino acids)
Biological process (GO): positive regulation of transcription by RNA polymerase II
Cellular component (GO): nucleus
Molecular function (GO): DNA-binding transcription factor activity, RNA polymerase II-specific; RNA polymerase II cis-regulatory region sequence-specific DNA binding
Source: RefSeq, a predicted model, not a curated record